AUGGUUUUUAUUGACGGUGUAAAAUAUGCAUGUGCAACUUGUAUAAAAGGACAUAGGUCAACAUCAUGUCAACAUCGCGAUAGGCCAUUACUUGAAAUCAAAAGAAAAGGUCGUCCCGUCACUCAAUGCAACAAUUGUCGUGAGCUUCGUAAAACCCAAAACAUACAUAUUAAAUGUAAUUGUAACGAAAGAAAAAAAGAAGUAACUCCUUCCUUGUCACAAUCCAAGUCAUCCGUAAUAAUAACAAGUUCAAAUGAUUCUUCUGAAUCACCUACAAAUUUUGAUAAUUUCGUUUCAAAUUUGAGUAGUAGUGAUAAACUAAAAGUCCAGUCAUUAUUAAACCCAUGCAAUUGUUUAACUGGUGAUAGGUGUAUUUGUUGUAGAGACGAAGAAAAUGAAUUCAUCUCAUCAGCAGAAAAUUCAAAUCGAGAUUGUAAUACUAUGGAAGGGUCUGAUGAAAAGUCAGGAGACUUGAGUGGCGUUUUAGGAGCUGAAAUAUGUAGUAGCACACCCGAUGAUUUGGUUAAUAUAAUUUACAGUCCAUUUAAAAGUAUUCCUUCAGCCAAUAAAAGUGGAAAUUGUUGUGGUUCCGGUUCCAAGCCAAUCUGUAGAUGUGGUAGUGGGUGUAAAUGUAAAGGAUGUGACACACAUGCAUUAAGAGUUGACUUGAAUCCUCAGGUACAGCCUGUUCUAUCAAAACUUAAGACAUCAUGUUGUGCUGCACCUCAUAUUCCAAAACCAAAGCAUACAGUAAUAAUAGAUGAAGAUGGAGUUCUUUUGUGUGGAUGUGGUUGUAAAAAACCGAAUUCUGAAUGCUCUGAAUAUUUAUUAAAACAACAACCAAUUUAA
Molecule: messenger RNA, 849 nt
Organism: Entrophospora sp. SA101
Lineage: Eukaryota; Fungi; Glomeromycota; Glomeromycetes; Entrophosporales; Entrophosporaceae
Source: the annotation of a GenBank genome assembly